AUCUCACUGAUAAUCAUAUUAAUCAAAGUAAUUAGAUAAACUCGUAAUAAUUAAUAUAUAUAUAUAUAUAAUUUACAACAUUUACGACAGUAAAUAAAUAUAAAAUAAUGUAUAAAGUGGUCAGAAGAAAAAAAAAUAAUCAAGGCUGGGAAUCAAAACUGCGUCGUAUUCUACAAAAUGUAAACAACCGCUGCCAUCUUGGAACGAAAUAGGUUGACACAAGACUAUAAAAGUUAAAGUAAAAGCAGGAACUAGGACUUCAUUGAAACUAAAAAAAAGUAACAAAAAAGAACACAAAGGCCACUAGCGAAAAGACAGUAGGGAAUAAGAAAGCUACAGUAAUAGUAGAAAAGACUCCGGGUAAAAUGGCAGGGUUUCAACCAUCUACAGGGAAGCUUCAUUUGAUGGGACUUCUGAAUGACAAGACAUGGAAAGAUGCGCUGGCAACACGAGAAUACUUUAAUUUGGCGUCUUGUUUUAAAUCUUUAGAAACAACUUUACAGAAUGAGUAUGACCAAGGCAAAGAGAUAUUUCCACCCAAAGAAGAUAUAUUCAAUGCUCUUAACCUCACACCUUUGGAUAAGGUCAAAGUGGUUAUUCUUGGACAGGAUCCUUAUCAUGGCUACGGUGAGGCCAUGGGCUUAUCAUUUUCCGUGCAAAUAGGCACAGCUAUCCCGCCAUCUUUGAGGAACAUGUAUAACGAGUUGGAGAGAGACCCGAAAAUUCCUGGAUUUAAGAAACCUAACCAUGGCUGCCUUGUGGAUUGGGCAAAGGAGGGAGUGUUGUUGUUGAAUACUGUACUUACUGUGGAGUGAGAUUAAUUUCUUACCUUUAAACAAAGUAUAUAAAAUAUCCCUGUCUCAAAUGUUUCUGUAGGUUGGUGUUUCAACUUGCUUGCUUCUUUCUAAGAUAAUGCACGGAGGAGUAACUUACGGUAAUCGUGAUUUUUUAUUUAGCCACGAUGCACGAUGGUACGAUGGUGAAAACGCGAUGACACGAUGGUACUAUGGUGAAAACAUGAUUGUACGAUGAUGAAAACGCGAUGGUACGAUGGUGAAAUCGCGAUGGCGCGAUAGCACGAUUGUGAAAACUUGAUGUUUCACCAUCGUACCAUCGUUAUUUCACCAUCGUACCAUCGCGUUUUCAACAUUGUAACCAUCGGGCCAUCGUAUUUUCAUCAUCGUACAAUCGCGUUUGCCAUCGCGCUUUCACUAUCGUACUAUCGCACUUUCACCAUUGUACCAUCACGUUUUCACCAUCGGGUUUUCAUUAUCGUGCCAUCGCGUUUUCAACAUCGUACCAUCGCGUUUUCACCAUCGUGCCAUAG
Molecule: messenger RNA, 1327 nt
Organism: Ruditapes philippinarum (Manila clam)
Lineage: Eukaryota; Metazoa; Mollusca; Bivalvia; Venerida; Veneridae
Product: uracil-DNA glycosylase-like
Exons: 4
Coding region: 366-815 (149 amino acids)
Biological process (GO): base-excision repair, AP site formation via deaminated base removal; base-excision repair
Cellular component (GO): nucleus; mitochondrion
Molecular function (GO): uracil DNA N-glycosylase activity
Source: RefSeq, a predicted model, not a curated record